AUGGAAGCGUCGCCGGGUCUGGCAGACUCGCCGACCAAGGCCCCCGUCAUAGGAGGCGGCGACGACCACAGUGUCAACCUCCUCACCAUCAGCCCUCCCGACCCCUUACAACCCAUCUCCCACAACCAACAGCGCGAAGGCCCUUCCCUACUCUCACCCAAAGAUGGUCGCGACAAAUCGGUUGCCGAAAAGGUUAGCCAGUUCAACUCGAUGGCUCUCCAGGCCAAACACCAGGAACGCAAAAUAACAGAUGCCGCCCUCCAACGCGCCGUGCUUGGGCGCGAGGAAGCAGAGGCUGAAGUGCGACGUCUGCGUGAGGAGGUCAAGGUGCUGAGACAGCAGGUUGAGGAGGGCAAGGAGAGGGAGAAAAAGGUCUCCCACAGACUGGAAGUUGUUAUGGAGGACUACGGUCGCGCCAAAGAAUCCCUCGCCCACACCCAAGCCAUCUGGGAGAAAGAGAUCCGCAAAGCGCGCAAGGAGACCUUCAAAGCCCAGUCCGAUAUCGUCGAAUUGCAAAAACAGCUCAAAUCCACUCGCACCGCUCUGAGAACCGCUGAAGCCGAACUGCACACCAGCCGAGCCGCCCAAAAGGCUGCCGAAGAAGAGCUCGAGCAACAAAAGGGGCAAACACAGGCCCGCGAACAGGAAGCCAUCGAAGCGAGAAAUGUCACGGCCGGACUCCAAGAACAACUCAACAAAGCGAUGGAACAUAUCAACACUCUGGAGAUGGAAAGGGACGCGUUCAAGGCGCUAGCUAAGAGCGAGGAGCUGGCAAGGAUUGCGGCCGAGGGAAAGAUCCCACUACCGGAGACGAAAGAUGUCGAGAUGGGCGGCAUGGAACCACUAGAACCAGAAGACGACUUCGCCGCUCUCAAGUCCUAUAUCCACCACACCGCCGACCUCGAACAUUCCACGACCAGCGAAUCCGAAAUCGAAGAACUGAAAGAACUCUGGCAGUGGGAGAAGCAACGAGCUGAUCGUGCCUUGGAGCUAAUCGCCUUCAUGGAAGUCGAAUGCAAUCUCAAAAUGUGCGCCGGCGCCCGGGCGGCUACCAAGAGGCCAAGCAUUGGAGGCAUGGAAGGCGCAAAAAGGAAGCGGGCGGAAAUAAGCCCAUCAAAAGUCACAGACGCAGGUGACUUGGUGAUUCUUAGGGAUGCUUCACCAUCGCCUUGCGUGGACAGGAUCUCGCCUCCGUCGGCUAAGAGGACGAAGACCGAGCAGCUUAGGAGCGAGAGUGCGAAGAAGUCGGGGCAGAAAACCAAGGUCUUUCUACCGGAGCAGGGCAUCUUCAGGACAUUGUCGCAGGAGGAGUUGGAUAAACUACAAGCACCCUCCGUCCCUGUCAACGGCGCGAAAGAGCGGGAAAACCUCUACAAGCGACAACGAUACCAGCGCACAAGCGAUCAGUCCUCACGCAUGGCAGACUCACGAAUGGGCGAGUCGCAAGCGUGGUCGGAAAUGCAGGACAGUAUCAUGUCGAGACAUCGAAGGACGCCAGAUAGUGAGGGUGUACCGGACUAUGUGCUGGACUCGGAGCGGGCGUCGUUGCAGAGUUUGUUGACGGCGCCGCACAAGCGGUAUGCGGAGUCGAUCGGUAGCGAUGUCAUGGGAAACAUUCCUACGAUACCAGCCUCUUCGGUCAUCAGCUCGGCCAUGUCUGGAUCGGUACAAACUGUCACUGCCUCGACCAAUACCGCAACCACCAGCGUGUAUCAAGACCAUCUCAACUGGGAGGAACCCAAGCUUUAUCACCCCAGUCAACAACAAAAAGAAAACGUACCACCCCCUCAACUGAAGGAGAACGAGGGAGUAGAAGGGGAUAGGACUAACUCCCGCGCCAGCCACGAUAGCCAAAAGUCACAACAGUCAAUCCGGCAAGUGCCCGCCUCGCCACAACCGCCCACUCACACUCCAGCGCCUGCCUCACGACGUAUCGAUCGUUUCUCCGAGUCCAAGCUAGGCUACUCACCCUCCAGCCUAGCCCACGCAUCGAUGUUUGGAUCUACCACGAACUCGAGCACCAUCACAACCAAGGUUCCCCUCAAGGAAUCGUCCACCAACGCGGAUCUAGGUCGGAUGUUCAGAACCCCUUCCAAGGGUAGCGUCGCUAGCGCCGCCACCAGCGAAAAUGCCAUGGACAUCGACGGCGACAUCAACGUCCCCAAGCCACGCUCGGAAUCGCGAGGUGAACUCCCUGUAUCCAGGGAAGAAGCCCUCGCAAUGAUCCGCGAGCGCCGCGAACGUGGCCGAAGUCGCGAAAUCAAAUCCCGUCCUCAAUCCCCCGAGAAGCGACCCCUGUCCCCCGUUAAGCGGCCAGAGUCCCCGGAUAAGAACAAGAGGGAUGCGUCACCGAAUAAGCAGCGUGGCCGAGACCCAGCGCCAUCGCCACACAAGAGGCCUGAAUCUCCCAACAAACAGCGUGCUCCCUCCCCGAACAAGCGGAACGCCUCACCGAGCAAGAACAGUCAAAGGAACGCUUCACCCACCCGACGGCCACUAUCGCCUAGCAAGCGCACCCAGUCGCCCAGCAAGCCCGCGGGGGUCGUCAGCAAUGACUUGAGCUACGCCAGUGCGCUUAAGAAGAGCACGGACAUGAACCCGAUGACGCCUGGCGAAGGGACUAGGAGCUUUAGUGCGCCUACGGCGGCUACGGAGGCGAGGGCGGCGGGGAAGGAGAAUCAGAGAGGGCAUUUGAAGUCUUAG
Messenger RNA from Sordaria macrospora k-hell, 2703 nucleotides. RefSeq lists its product as uncharacterized. NCBI's taxonomy places the organism in Eukaryota, Fungi, Ascomycota, Sordariomycetes, Sordariales, Sordariaceae. The record is from RefSeq and is a predicted model, not a curated record.